UUUCAUUUCCAAGCUUCCUGCCCACAUUAAACAUCAUAUAAAAAAUGACUAUCCUCGUUGAGCAACAAGAGGUGACAAUGCCACAAGGUGAAGAGAACAAAGAGCAUUCUCAACAAAUCACCAAUGACCUGGUCCUUGAUGGUGGCUUUCCAUUGCCCAAACCAUUCUCAAGUGCUGGAUUCAUAGCCCCUGAUAUCAAUUCAUAUGGCAAAUCUUUCAGAGAUUAUUAUGGUGAAAGCGAAAGGCAAAAGUCUGUGGAGGAAUUAUACCGACUACAACACAUCAACCAAACAUAUGAAUUUGCCAAGACAAUGAGGGAGGAGUAUGGGAAAUUGAAUAAAGGAGAAAUGGGUAUAUGGGAAUGUUGUGAGCUACUUGAUGAAAUUGUGGAUGCUAGUGAUCCUGACUUGGAAGAAUCUCAAAUUCAGCAUGCUUUGCAGUCAGCUGAAGCUAUUAGGAAGGACUAUCCUAAUGAAGAUUGGUUACAUUUAACAGCUCUUAUUCAUGAUCUUGGGAAGGUUCUUCUUCUUCCAAGCUUUGGUGGACUUCCUCAAUGGGCAGUUGUCGGAGAUUCUUUUCCUCUUGGCUGUGCUUUCCAUGAAGCAAAUACUUACUUCAAGUAUUUCAAGGACAACAUAGAUGCUAAGAAUCCUGCUUAUAACACUAAAAAUGGGAUUUAUGCUGAAGGAUGUGGACUAGACAACGUAAUCAUUUCAUGGGGACAUGAUGAAUACAUGCAUUUGGUUGCAAAGGGAAAUAGCAACACCUUACCUUCGGUGGCACUCUUCAUUAUCCGCUAUCACUCUUUUCACCCUCUGUACGAGGCAGGGGCAUACAAGCACCUGUAUAGUGAAGAGGAUGUCAAAAAUCUGAAGUGGCUUGAGAUAUUUCACAAGUAUGAUCUCUAUAGCAAGAGCAAUGUUCAAAUUGAUGUUGAACAAGUUAAGCCAUACUAUAUGUCACUCAUUGAGAAGUAUUUUCCACCAAAGCUCAAAUGGUAAAUCUUGAAUUGAAGAUAUAAAUUAAGGAAUGUGAAGAUGCAAUAUUAGUGCAGGGACUAUAUGAAAGUUACUGCUUAUUUGUUUUUCUUUUUAGUGUUUUAUUAAUCGUUUGUACUUCAAGAAUAAAUUUCAUAUUACCAAUUUAUGUACAUAUAGCCACAGUGGUGUGUAGCUUGAUAAUAAAAUAUGUGUUAUGUUUGUUACUUGAUCAUUAUGUAAAAUAUUUCAUUUGAUGAUUUGAAUACUA
Messenger RNA from Lotus japonicus, 1248 nucleotides. Its product is annotated as inositol oxygenase 2-like. The record is from RefSeq and is a predicted model, not a curated record. Lineage: Eukaryota; Viridiplantae; Streptophyta; Magnoliopsida; Fabales; Fabaceae. Gene Ontology annotation, molecular function: inositol oxygenase activity; iron ion binding. Gene Ontology annotation, cellular component: cytoplasm. Bases 45 to 1001 code for a protein of 318 amino acids. Gene Ontology annotation, biological process: inositol catabolic process. The transcript has 10 exons.